Molecule: messenger RNA, 1347 nt
Organism: Zasmidium cellare ATCC 36951
Lineage: Eukaryota; Fungi; Ascomycota; Dothideomycetes; Mycosphaerellales; Mycosphaerellaceae
Exons: 2
Coding region: 1-1347 (448 amino acids)
Biological process (GO): carbohydrate catabolic process; amino acid catabolic process
Molecular function (GO): magnesium ion binding; L-fuconate dehydratase activity
Source: RefSeq, a predicted model, not a curated record
AUGGUGACGAUCACGCACGCUACGACGAGGGAUGUGAGGUUUCCUACCUCCCUCGACAAAACCGGCAGCGAUGCCAUGAACGCCGCAGGCGACUACUCGGCCGCCUACUGCAUCCUCCACACCGACUCCGAGUUCAGCGGCCACGGCAUGACCUUCACGAUCGGGCGCGGCAACGAGAUCGUCUGCCAGGCGAUCAGCGCCCUCGCGGACCGAGUCAAAGGCAAGAAGCUGGAAGAUCUGGUGGCGGAUUGGGGACAGACGUGGAGAUAUCUCGUAUCAGACUCACAUCUGCGGUGGAUAGGGCCGGAGAAGGGGGUGAUACAUCUUGCGUUGGGGAGUUUGGUGAAUGCUAUCUGGGAUCUGUGGGCGAAGACGCUGGGAAAGCCGGUGUGGAGGAUCGUGGCGGAGAUGAGCCCGGAGGAGUUUGUGAGGUGUAUUGAUUUCAGGUAUAUCACGGAUGCGAUCACGCCUGAGGAGGCGGUUGAGCUGUUGAAGGGGUUGGAGCCGGGGAAGGCGGAGAGGAUCAAGGAGGCUGAGAACAAUAGGGCGGUGCCUGCUUAUACGACUUCUGCGGGUUGGUUAGGCUAUGGGGAGGAGAAGAUGAAGGCCCUGCUGCAGGAGACAGUCGACCAGGGCUAUCGCCAUUUCAAGCUCAAAGUCGGCACGAGCAUCGAGCAAGACAAGCAACGCCUCGCCAUCGCCCGCAGCGUCAUCGGCUACGACAAAGGCAACGUGCUCAUGGUCGACGCCAACCAAGUCUGGAGCGUCCCCGAAGCCAUCGAAUACAUGAAGCACCUCGCCGAGUUCAAGCCCUGGUUCAUCGAGGAGCCCACCUCGCCCGACGACGUGUUCGGGCACAAAGCCAUCCGAGACGCCCUCAGACCCUACGGCAUCGGCGUCGCCACCGGCGAGAUGUGCCAGAACCGCGUCAUCUUCAAACAACUCAUCGUGCAGGGCGCCAUCGACGUCUGCCAGAUCGACGCCUGCCGCAUGGGCGGCGUGAACGAAGUCCUCGCCGUGCUCCUCAUCGCGAAGAAAUACGGCGUGCCCAUCGUUCCCCAUUCAGGGGGCGUAGGCCUGCCGGAGUACACACAGCAUUUAAGCACGAUUGAUUAUGUUGUCGUGUCUGGCAAGCUUUCUGUGCUGGAGUACGUGGACCAUUUGCACGAGCACUUUUACAAUCCUUCGGUUAUCAAGGACGGGUACUAUACGACGCCUACGCAGCCGGGGUAUUCGGUGGAGAUGAAGCCCGAGUCGAUGGAUCGGUUUGAGUUUCCUGGGAAGGAGGGCGUGAGUUGGUGGAGGAGUGAGGAGGCGAGGCCGAUUUUGCUGGGGGAGAGGAUAUAG